Saccoglossus kowalevskii is the source of this 574-nucleotide messenger RNA. Its product is annotated as transmembrane protein 98-like. Gene Ontology annotation, cellular component: endoplasmic reticulum. The record is from RefSeq and is a predicted model, not a curated record. Lineage: Eukaryota; Metazoa; Hemichordata; Enteropneusta; Harrimaniidae.
GAAGUCGGCCAAGUAUAUACUGUUCCCAGGAUUUGAGUUGUACAUGUGUUAUAUAAUUUUUCACACAGCUACGGAGACCCUAACUUGGGUCAACAGUGACAGAGUGUGUAACGUGGAAGAUUGAAAGAAGUUGAUCCAUUCAGCUAUGGAUGUAGUAGUUGCCAUUGCUAUUGUAGUACUUGGCAUUAUUUUUAUAGGCUCUCUAGUUGCCUUAGUACUGGUGUGUCGGCAUAGGUAUUGCCGAAGGAUCAAUUUCAGCCAACUAAAGGAUGACGACUCCAGACAUAACGUGACCUUAGUGAGGGCAUCUGAGUCCAAUGUAACCCUGGAGGAAUUAGGUGUUGAGCUGAGUGAUGUGAAUUUUACUAAUCCUACUCUAGAUGAAAUUUUACAAGAUGAAAACUGGAUCGAUGAUGCUACAGGACUUAUGCCACACUGUAUAGAAAUUUUAAAGACAUGCAAACAUUUAACAGAAAGGCUUGUUGCCAUCACAAUGGGCAAUGCUACUAACGUAAAGACGCCUGACUAUCUUCAGGAAAUUGUAGUGGUGGCUAAAAGAAUAAAUCCCAGGUAA